ACGCUUUGUCUCUCACCAGUCUCUACAGAUUUUUGGUUAAUUCCAUGGUGGUAAGAACUAGCUGAUUACUGUGUUAGUGAGUAAUAAGCUCAACGCUAACUUAUAAGCUUAAAAAGGAGUAUUAAGCUCAGAGCUAAGUUAUGUGCUUAAAAGAUGUUCUGCAACACAUUAAAUGUAUGGGCGUUGAGCCAAACAGGCUUUAAGGUUUCUGUGAAACAACAUCUUCUUUCAUGUUGCUUCAGGAGAUUCUUCAUUUCGUACUCAUGUUUCAUAGAAUUUACACUGCAGACCAUCCUCAAAACUGUAAUCUGGAUAUUGACUCUCGGGUUACUUCCAAGAGAAUACACUUUGCUGAUAAGUUGUUGAAGAGUCUGGUCCUAUAUUGCCACUUGUAGUAUUUGUUUACAUGUUGCAGUAAUCGUCACUAUGUUCCAGGCUUCCAGCUUGGACACAUCCAAUUGAAGUGGCGUCUAUUGGUAUUUCCUCACUGAUUAGGGAACCCUUCAACGUUUUGUCCCUUGUAAAGAGCCAGCUGGAUGAUGGGAUUCAUGCUGACUGUCGUACUUCUCAUUCCCAACUUGCUGGAGAAAAUGGGUAAAGAUAUUUGGUGGCCUUUUGCAGUUUUGCUAAAAGGCGAGCAUAUACCUAUUCCUAGUACGAUCAUGUUAUUAGUAAGUUCUCCUCCAAACUUGCAGGAUGGAAAGGAAUUUUCAAUCCCAUGCUGGUGGGACUUUUAGCUUCAAUCUCUACUUCGCUUCUACCAUUCAAUCCCAUGCUGGUAGGACUUUUAGCUUCAAUCUCUGUCGGUCUGUCUACCCUAUGGCUACUUCGCUUCUACCAUAACCAGAAGAAGCUUCACUCCAUUAGAUCGGAGAAGUUUAACAAAUCUAAAUGCCAUGGUGGUUUAGGCAUCAGGGUCUCUUGAGUAUAUGAAUAAGUCCAUGAUUGUAAGGUGGUUUGGAGGUUCUUAACAGGUGGAGAUGCUCUUUGGGUCCACAUCCUCAAAGCAAAACAUCUGCAUAAUAGCAAAAGAAAUAAAAAAAUCAGGUUUGUUUUUAUACGUCUGGCUUUGUUUUUUUAAUGUGAAGCGCUAUUCUCCUCAUAAAAGUCAAAAAGUUACCCUUGAGUUUUAAGGAUUAGCUACGGACCGUUAAGAUCGUGGGAUCUAAAGGCUCACAUAUUCCAGUACACUUAUAAAUAUUCAAGUCAGCUGAAUCAAAUGUGAGAACCAAAGCAAAAUGGACUACCUCACGUCUCUUGCUCUCAUUCUUCCGGGCAUUUUCAUUUUUCAUCUACUCUACAGACGAUGUCGACCAUCUUCCGGCAGCCUCCGCCUUCCACCAUCACCACCAAAACUUCCAAUCAUCGGCCACCUCCACCUCGUCUCCGACAUGCCACAUCACUCGUUCUCUAAACUCGCUCAAAAACACGGUCCAAUUAUGUAUCUCCAACUCGGACAAGUCCCAACUCUAGUCGUUUCAUCAGCAAAACUAGCUCAAGAAAUUCUUAAAACACACGAUCAUGUUUUCUCAAAUCGGCCACAAAUUAUUGGAGCUCAGUAUCUCUCUUUCGGUUGUACUGAUAUAACGUUCUCACGUUACGGUCCUUAUUGGCGACAAGCAAGAAAAAUAUGUGUUACUGAGUUACUGAGUCCGAAACGAGUUAAUUCAUUUCAUCUCAUUCGCAACGAAGAAGUCGAUAUAUUAAUCAACUCGAUAUCGAAAUUAUCAGGAUCAGAAGUAGACAUGAGUGAGAAAUUCUUUGUUGUAGCUAAUGAUGUUUUAUGUCGAGUCGCAUUUGGGAAGCGUUUCAUUAGUGAUGACGAGUCGAAUCGGCUACCCAAAGUGUUGACUGUCUCACAAGAAUUGUUUUCUGGGUUUAGUAUUGCUGAUUUCUAUCCUGGGUUAGAAUGGAUUAACUCAGUCACCGGGUUAAAGAAAAAACUGUUAAAGAAUUUGAGUGAUUUAAGAUCGGUUUGUGAUGAAAUAAUAUCAGAACACAUGAAUCGGGAUAACAAUCAGAAUAAAACGGUCGGCGGUGGUGGUGAUGGUAUUAUUCCGGCGCUGGAUAGAGAAGAUUUCGUUGAUGUUUUAUUGAGGGUGCAAAAAGCCGGCGACUUAGAAGUUCCAAUUACGGAUGAUAAUCUGAAAGCUCUUGUUCUGGACAUGUUUGUUGCUGGAACAGAUACGACAUCGGCAACACUAGAAUGGACUUUUACCGAAUUAAGCAGACAUCCAGACAUUAUGAAGAAAGCACAAGAAGAAGUAAGAAAUGCAGUUGGACCGAAAGGAUUAGUUGCGCUCAACCAUCUUCCGCAACUGAACUACAUGAGAGCUGUUAUGAAAGAAACCUUUCGCAUACACCCACCGGUCCCUCUCUUGGUUCCUCGUGAGUCUAUGGAGGAUUGUAAGAUUGAUGGGUACGAUAUACCGGCAAAGACGCGUGUACUAAUCAACACCUAUGACAUUGGUAGAGACCUGUCAUCGUGGUCUAACCCGCUUGAGUUCAAGCCUGAGAGAUUUAUGGUUGAGAGCCGUGGCAGGGACAUUGAUGUCAAGGGCCAUCAAGAUUUUGAUUUGCUUCCUUUUGGUGGUGGUAGGAGAGGUUGCCCCGGGUAUUCUUUUGCCCUUGCAACAAUUGAGCUCACUUUGGCCAGGUUGAUGUAUCAUUUUGAUUGGUCGAUGCCCGUUGGGGUUCGAGCAGAAGAUGUGAAUCUUGAUGAGAUAUUCGGAUUAGCCACUAGGAAGAAAACUGCAUUGGUUCUUGUACCCACCAUUAAUGAAGACUACAUACGUGAUAUUCAAGGUCAAGGACAAUGAAUCACGUCGUUGGUUGGAGUGACAUGUGUGUUGUAUACUUGUAUUAUAAUUUAUUUAUUUAUUUAUUCCUUUUUGGCUUCAAUAAUUUUCUAUGAAGUUUCGUUUCUUUUUCUUUUU
Molecule: messenger RNA, 2936 nt
Organism: Papaver somniferum (opium poppy)
Lineage: Eukaryota; Viridiplantae; Streptophyta; Magnoliopsida; Ranunculales; Papaveraceae
Product: tryptamine 5-hydroxylase-like
Exons: 4
Coding region: 1239-2819 (526 amino acids)
Molecular function (GO): oxidoreductase activity, acting on paired donors, with incorporation or reduction of molecular oxygen; iron ion binding; monooxygenase activity
Source: RefSeq, a predicted model, not a curated record